AUGGACGACUUUGCCAGUGACACCGACAGCGACUACACAAGCUACUGGCGGGACUGGUUCAUCUCGUCUCGUGGAAAUGAAUACUUCUGCGAGAUCGACGAAGACUACUUGACGGACCGCUUCAACCUGACUGGGCUCAAUACGGAAGUACAGUACUACCAAUACGCCCUCGAUCUCGUCACGGAUGUCUUCGACAUGGAAGUUGAUGACGACAUGCGCGAACAAAUUGAGAAGAGUGCGCGGCAUCUCUAUGGCCUUGUGCACGCCCGAUAUGUGGUGACUACGCGCGGUCUGGCUAAGAUGAUGGAGAAAUACAAGCAAGGAGUCUUUGGAAAGUGCCCUCGAGUGAUAUGCGAAUCUCAGCAUUUACUCCCGAUGGGACAGCACGACAUACCGAACAUGUCCAACGUCAAGCUCUACUGCGCCAGGUGCGAAGACAUAUACAACCCGAAGUCAUCUCGGCACAACUCGAUAGACGGCGCCUAUUUUGGCACCAGCUUUCACAACAUCUUGUUCCAGGUAUAUCCGGCGUUGAUGCCACAAAAGACUCAGCGGCGCUACGAACCACGGAUAUAUGGCUUCCGUGUUCAUGCCAGUGCAGCAUUAAUGCGGUGGCAAGAAGAAGAACGUGAGAAGAUGAAGGACCGGCUACGGAAGAGAGCUAUCGAGACCGGGUUCGAGGAGGAAGACGAGGGCGAGGAAGAACUGGAGAGCGAGGAGGAUGAGAUCGACGAGGAGCAAGACGGCAUCGACGACAUGUUUGAAGGCCAGCCUAUGCAGGCAGUAUAG
Fulvia fulva is the source of this 789-nucleotide messenger RNA. RefSeq names its product Casein kinase II subunit beta-2. The record is from RefSeq and is a predicted model, not a curated record. Gene Ontology annotation, molecular function: protein kinase regulator activity. Bases 1 to 789 code for a protein of 262 amino acids. Gene Ontology annotation, cellular component: protein kinase CK2 complex; cytoplasm. NCBI's taxonomy places the organism in Eukaryota, Fungi, Ascomycota, Dothideomycetes, Mycosphaerellales, Mycosphaerellaceae. The transcript is spliced from 3 exons.